Molecule: messenger RNA, 1232 nt
Organism: Dacryopinax primogenitus
Lineage: Eukaryota; Fungi; Basidiomycota; Dacrymycetes; Dacrymycetales; Dacrymycetaceae
Product: ubiquitin-domain-containing protein
Exons: 4
Coding region: 27-1115 (362 amino acids)
Biological process (GO): ubiquitin-dependent protein catabolic process
Cellular component (GO): cytosol
Molecular function (GO): polyubiquitin modification-dependent protein binding
Source: RefSeq, a predicted model, not a curated record
UUCUCACUCUCAUCCUUACCACCAUCAUGGCAGAAGAGAUAUCCAUCAACGUAAAGGGGCCCAACGAGCUCAAGCUCUCAAUCUCAAUCUCACUCGACAAGACCGUUCUCGAUCUCAAAGAAUCCAUCGCAGAAUGCGCAGACGUCCCCGCAGCGCAACAGCGACUCAUCUAUUCCGGUCGUGUGUUGAAGGACGACGACGCGCUGUCUUCCUACAAACUCGCUUCGGGACAUACGGUACACAUGGUCAAGAGCCCGGUGAGGCGGGAUGCCGAGCCUCCGCGCCAGCAGCUGCCGACGAUGCAGACUGGACAGAACCCGACCGACCCGCUCACGGUGCUUAACGGACCUGCGGGCCAUGGCGUCAUGGCUGGUUUCAACCCGUUUGCGCAGAUGGGCGUUAAUCCGAACGAUCCUAAUAUGAUGCAGUCUAUGCUCGACUCGCCCGAGUUCCUCCAGUCCAUGUCCCACCUCAUGUCCAAUCCUCAGAUCCUAGACCAAAUCAUCGCCUCCAACCCUCAGCUCGCGGCUAUGGGUCCCCAAGUCCGGCAGGUGCUCCAGUCGGAGCAGUUCAGGCAGAUGAUGUCCAAUCCGGAUUCGAUUAGGCAGAUGAUACAGAUGCAGAGGAUGCUGCAGGGCAUGGGGAUGAACCCUGGUAUGGGCGGAUUUCCCGGGAUGUAUGGUGCGCCAGGCGCUGCUGGGGGAGCGACGUUCCCUCCUCCGGGAGCGUUCGGCACUCCCACCACUACAGGGAGUACUGGGACUCCUGGCGCUGCUCCUGCUGCCCCUGGUGCGGGAACGACCCCCGCCGGUGGAGCUGGAUCCCCACCCACAGGGACAGGCGCCGUCCCCCCCGUCACCCCCUUCGGCAACUAUGGGAUGGUCGAUCCCAACCUGAUGAACCUACUCGCAGGAGGGAUGGGCGGUAUGGGAGGCUUCGGCGCCCCUGCACAGCCAGCUGAUACCCGGCCCCCUGAACAGCGCUACGAGACUCAGCUCAGCCAGCUUCAGACGAUGGGGUUCACCAACGCCCAACAGAACAUACGUGCGCUCAUGGCCACAGGGGGGAAUGUGAACGCUGCCGUUGAGUAUAUACUCAAUGGCGGUGGGCUCUGAGUUGAACGUUGUGCUCGAGUUACGCCCUGGUUGGAUGUAGGAUGUGUGGAGGACUGUAGCUGCUGUUACAUGUAAUGAUGUACUAGUAGAGCGGAUAUGCCCAGAAAUCAAGAUGUG